Carcharodon carcharias (great white shark) is the source of this 1261-nucleotide messenger RNA. RefSeq names its product HCLS1 associated protein X-1 (gene hax1). Gene Ontology annotation, biological process: regulation of actin filament polymerization; negative regulation of apoptotic process. The record is from RefSeq and is a predicted model, not a curated record. Gene Ontology annotation, cellular component: actin cytoskeleton; apical plasma membrane; clathrin-coated vesicle. The transcript has 7 exons. NCBI's taxonomy places the organism in Eukaryota, Metazoa, Chordata, Chondrichthyes, Lamniformes, Lamnidae. Bases 93 to 1040 code for a protein of 315 amino acids.
GGCGGGGCGAGGCGAGGCCUGGCCCGGCUUGGCUUGAGGGCGGCUGUCAAUCCCAUUUGCGGCAGGAGGUCGAGCGGGACGGCAGCGCCGCCAUGAGUUUGUUUGGAUUGUUCCGAGGUUUCUUCGGCUUCCCGGACAGGGGGAGAGGGGAUCCGUUCUUCCAUGGGAUGACACUGGAUGAUGAGGACGAGGACGAGGAUGACGAGUUUUUCAACCAUCGCCAGGGUGACAGCUUUGGCUUUGGUUUCGGACCUGAUGGAUGGCACUUUGACGAUGGGUUUACCGGUCUUUUCCGCGAGAUGGAUGAACUUUUCAAAGGAAUUGGAAGCUGGGAGACGCCCAUCAAACAGUUUGAAUUUCCUGGGAUUGAACCCUAUCCCUAUGCUGGAGGCUCGGCCGAGGGGAGCAGACGAUCCCCUCGCGAUUGGAUGUUGAAACAGCCGGACAGCGACCACCCCGAGCGGCGUGGCGAGGAGGACCGUGUCCCAGAGCCUGGCGCUGGCCCGCGGGAUAGACCCACUCCGGAGGGGCCGAGUGGCGGUCCCCUGACUCCCUACAGAAGACCAUGGAAUCCAUCCAGUUUUUUUGAAGACGUGUGGAAGACUUGGAGACAUGAAGACAGUGUGAAAGAGGACAAGGACCUGGACUCCACGGUGAAUUCUGAAGGCCUGGAAAAGAUCCUGAAGCCCUCUGAACCCGAGACGAAAUCCUACUUCAAGAGCGUCUCUGUGUCGAAAGUCGUCCUUCCUGACGGGAGCGUGGAGGAGCGUCGCGUAACACGGGACGGUGAAGGGAAUGAGGAGACCAGAGUAACUCGGACGCACGGAGAGCAGUCGUACACCACAGUGACGCAGAGGGACGCGCAAGGGAAGGAGGAGCAGACAGAGCGGAUGCUCAACAUGGACGACCGAGAUCUGCAAAGGUUCGCGGAGAAGUUGGAUCGCCAGGAGGGAGACGACAGUCUGAGCAAGCAGCGGGCUUUCCGUGACUCGCUGUCCUUCCUCGACAGGCUGCUGAAGGGGAUCUUCUCCAGCCGCUGAAUGUCGCCCGGCAACUCGGAACUUGGAGAGGAGGAGGAGGAGGGGGUGGGGGGGCUUAAUUUAAAAAGCGAAGAGACCAUAAUUCAACAGGUCGUGGUGUGUGUGUCUGAGUGAGUGAGCGAGCGAGUGAGAAUGUGUGUGUGUUCAUGAGAGAGAAUGUGUGUGUGUAUGUUUGUGUCUGUGAGCAUGCGUGUGUUUGAGAGUAACUGAGUGUGUGUGUG